Molecule: messenger RNA, 1806 nt
Organism: Trematosphaeria pertusa
Lineage: Eukaryota; Fungi; Ascomycota; Dothideomycetes; Pleosporales; Trematosphaeriaceae
Exons: 2
Coding region: 1-1806 (601 amino acids)
Source: RefSeq, a predicted model, not a curated record
AUGCCACCUCGACCACGACUGCCGACUCAUUACGACGCACCCGCACAUAGCGCCAUGACCCAAGCAUGGGCCACCGUAAUUGCGGAAUGCAGGAGCAGAAGCCUCGUCGAGAGCGAAUUCGAGCGCUUUAUUUCGAAUGGUAUGAGGUGGACGGAGGGAUUCUUUGCGUGCAUAUUUGGCCUCCCUGAGGGGAAGUUCAGGCAGAAGUAUAAGAAGUAUUACAAGCCAGAGGUCGACACGGAGGAGGCAUACAGAACAGCAUUCGACAAGUUAUGCGAUGGUCUACUUUCAAUUCCGGAGGCACAAGCUGCGUAUGCGGAGUGCCCGGAGUGGUUGAAAGAGAGGAUUCCACACCAGCUUCGAAGGAAGAGUCGCCGCCAGAUGCAGAGGCGGGAGAGGAAUGCUAAAGAGAAUGACAGCAACACGGAGACCCCGCCCGACACUGUUCAGACGGGAACCAAGAGGAAGGCGCCCCCCAUUGACGACGACGAAGGUUCCAUUCACCAUGAGAAUGCGGCCGCACUUUCUCUGUGUCCAUCUUUUCGGCCUUCUUCAAAUACACCUUCAACUGCGCACACUUCGUACGAAUAUCCAUCCAUCCUGCGAAAACGUUCUUCCCUCGAUGAGGACACCAUCAAGGCGCUCCGAGCCGCCGACCUGCAGGGGCUGCAACUUCUCCUCAGGCCUGAGGAUGAACCUGUCCAGAUGGUUUUCGCCCCUUUCCUCACAGCAAUGCAAUCCAACAGGCUUCUACUGUGGGAUGGCGACCCAGAAACGUCUUCUUGGUCAGGACUAGAUAAACCCAGACUCAUCCGUGCCGAAAACUGGGGCAUCCCGAAGGGCCUAAAAAGACUCUGCCUUGAAGCCACCAGGGACAGAGCAGUCAAUGUGUAUCGUCAAAGGGGUUUUGCAAACCAUGCGGUCCCGAAAGAGAAGCAGCACUACAAGAUUUCCACAUGGUUCAAGGUGGAUGAUCCGGGACAUGUUUUCUGGGCUCUCGACGUGCUCGUAAAAGACGGCAGUACGACCUUUCCGCUAUCCCCGCCUGCAAGUCUCACACAACGCCAGAUUGUGUAUACACGAAACAUUGAGUUUCUUCACAAGGCGAACAUCACGCCGAAGUACACCUUUGUGGACACACAUAAUGACAAUGGCCUCCAUGUACUGAGCAUUUGCGGCAAACGGUGUACCAAGCUGUGGGUAAUUCACCCUCCCACUUCUGAGAACAUGAAAGCGUUCUACAGAUACUACGGCCAUGAAAAUACGUUUGGCAAAUUUGAGCCGUUGGCCAAGGGAGGACUUUGCUUCCUUCAAUUCCCCCAUGAUGCGAUCUAUCUACCACCUGGAACGCUUCACACCAUUUACACAAUCGAGGGUGGGUGCCUGACGGGCACUACGUGGGCGAGCAACACCAGUCUCUUUGCCAGCGCCCAAAUCUUCGAGCAAGACGUCCAGAAAGGGGUGCUCAAUAUGCUGGACAGUUUUCUGAACCUGGUCCGGAGCCUGCAUUGCGCCGUUCAAGACACGUCCGACUCCAGCCGCGAGAACAUGCAGCGAGCGAUGGAGCUGAUUUGUGAGCUUGACAUGGACGAGGUGUGGGAACAGCUGAGGGCUCCGCCGAAGGAGGGACCGAAGAGGGGUGUGACAGCGAGGCAACUGUGGGAUCUGCUCCAGGAUGUGGGUAAGGAAAUGCAAAGGCACGGUUUCGAUGACAUCACCUGUGGUAAAUGCUCUGAAGGGAUAUUUGAGCAUGUGAAUGUUCCGGACCCACGGAAGACGCGGAGUACGAGGUCACGAAAGGGGUAA